AUGGGACGAACCAUGGAGGAUGCCUCUAUUGGCAUCAUCGGCAUGGGUGACAUGGGCAAAAUGUAUGCCCAGCGUCUCAGUGCUGCCGGAUGGAGGAUAAACGCGUGUGAUAGACCUGAGAAUUAUGAAUCUUUGACACAAGAGUUCGCUUCUCAACAAAGGAUCACCAUAUUCCCGAAUGGACAUCUCGUUUCCAGACUUAGCGAUUUCAUUCUUUACAGCGUAGAGGCUGGUGUCAUCGACCGUGUCGUGGCACAGUACGGGCCCUCAACCAAGGUCGGGGCGAUCGUUGGUGGUCAGACCUCCUGCAAGGCCCCGGAGCUUGCUGCCUUUGAAAAGCACCUACCGUCCGAUGUAGAGAUCGUAUCAUGCCACUCACUGCAUGGACCCAAAGUCAAUCCGAAGGGUCAGCCUCUGGUCCUAAUUCAGCAUCGAGCCUCGGAUGAAAGUCUUCAAUUCGUCGAUCAUAUCCUGUCCUCCUUUGGAUCCAAACAUGUCUACAUUACCGGCGAGAUGCAUGAUCGAAUUACUGCCGAUACCCAGGCCGUUACUCAUGCCGCCUUCCUGAGCAUGGGAACCGCAUGGCAGGCCAACAACCAAUUCCCUUGGGAAAUCAACCGAUGGGUGGGUGGCAUUGAGAACGUGAAGAUCAACAUCACUUUGCGCAUCUAUGCAAACAAGUGGCAUGUUUACGCCGGUCUCGCUAUCCUCAAUCCGGCUGCCAAGCAGCAGAUUCGCCAGUAUGCCGAGUCAGUCACAGAACUCUAUAAACUCAUGCUUGGAGGACAUCGCGAGGAGCUCAAACAACGAGUUAAGGCGGCCGGAGCUGCCGUGUUCAAGGAGGGCCAGGAGGCACAAGACCUCUUGCUGAAGGACGAAGUCCUAGACCGGUUCUCUCUGUCCAACCGGUCUCGGGAGAAAUCGCCUCCCAACAGCCAUCUCAGUCUACUCGCCAUCGUGGACUGUUGGUCCAAACUUGGCAUUGUUCCUUAUGAUCAUAUGAUCUGUUCGACCCCGCUCUUCCGACUAUGGCUUGGUGUUACUGAAUAUCUGUUCCGUAACCCUGAACUUCUCGAGGAAGCUCUGGACACUGCGAUUGAUGACAAUACAUUCCGCUCGGAUGAUCUGGAGUUCACAUUUGCCGCUCGGGCCUGGUCGGACUGUGUCUCUUUCGGCGACUUUGAAUCCUACCGCGAUCGUUUUGAGCGGAUUGCCUCAUACUUCGCUCCUCGUUUCCCGGAGGCUUCACAGCUUGGUAACGAGAUGAUGAAGACGAUCUUGGAGAAGACAACCAACAAUCCCUGA
This is a messenger RNA of Penicillium waksmanii, 1305 nucleotides long. RefSeq names its product prephenate dehydrogenase (NADP(+)). The transcript is spliced from 7 exons. Gene Ontology annotation, biological process: L-tyrosine biosynthetic process. The coding region runs from base 1 to 1305 and encodes 434 amino acids. Gene Ontology annotation, molecular function: NAD+ binding; prephenate dehydrogenase (NAD+) activity; prephenate dehydrogenase (NADP+) activity. Lineage: Eukaryota; Fungi; Ascomycota; Eurotiomycetes; Eurotiales; Aspergillaceae. The record is from RefSeq and is a predicted model, not a curated record.